AGCCUGCCCCUGCCCUCAAACCCAGGGACGGGAGAGCCUGGACCAGGCGUCAGGGGCACAGUGGCACUUUGGGGAGCUGCUUCUCCCUGCCAGCGAGUCCCCAGGAAGGGACAUGUGACAGACCAGUUGGACAGGCUGGGUGCCACUGGCUGUCAUUUGCCUUUGCUGUAAAAGCCUCUGGGAGCUCCUCUGGAUGCAAUUGCUCAGCUCCCUUUGCUCUCCGAAGGAUCGGAAGCAGGCACAGCUCCCUGGGUACAAGCGGCUAAAAUUCCUGGGAAUAUUAAUCUUAUUUGGCUCCCCGGGAGCAGCCCCUGUCUCCAGCUGGCUGAGGGAGCAUGUGUGGGCUCCCAGCCCUCUCCUGCCAAGGUCACACAUUAACUUGGAGUGCAGCCACCCCAGCCCAUUCGGAAUUCAGCACAGGCUCCCUGUUCCCAGCACAGCAGGGGCCGAUCUGCAUCUCUGCCACAGCUUUGCUUUUCUAGAACCACCUCUCCACCUCAGAAGACCCACUUCCAGACCCCCUCCAGCCAAUUUUUCAGAACCACCAAACACUCCCCAGCUCCACAACCCCCAGGAAACACAACAUCUCACCGUGACCAAAAAGCCCCGAUCCCCUUGGAGCGCCCAGCAGCACUGGCAGCUUCCAGAGGAACAGCUCCGUGUUCACCUCACCCACGGGAUAACCUGUUUUUGCUUGAGCUCCUGUCAACACAGCUGCGAUGAAGGUAGGGACCAAGACCCCCAGCCCUGCUCUCCCUGUGGCCACCAGGAUGAAGACCCACCACCUUCGUGUCCCCAUGGCCACCACGAUGAAGACCCACCACCCCACUUCUCCCCACGGCCAUCCUAUCAUGGCCCAGCACAUCCAUGCGUGAAGGGGCCAAGCUCCAUCUCCAACCCCAAAACAUCCCAUUCCCGCCGGAUCUCGGGUAGAGGAGGGAUGGUGGAGCCAACGCCCCUUCCCGGAGCCCCUCGUCGUGCCGGGCAGCCCUGCCCGCCCCCUGCCCGCGCACCUGCCUGCUCCGGGCUGGCAGGGUCCGGCACGAUGGAACAGGCGUCACCUCCCGCUCUCAGGGGACGUUUUCCCGAAAACAAAGACCGCGGGGGCAACGAUAUCACUCCCGGCCCAAAUUAUUUCUCCCGGAGAAGAACAGCCAAAAUCCCCCCGUUCCCCUCGCUCCCGUCCUCUUCCCCCUCGCAGCGACUCCCGACCGGGGACCCUCCCGCUGCCGCCGCCUCCCAGUCCCCUUCUCCCGCAGCUCCAGCUCCACGCGUAGCUGGGAGACCCGACCCCGGCGAUCCCUUCCAGCGGGAUAGUAAUUUGUCAGAGGACGUGGCCAGGCUGGGCGAGGCCGUGCAGGGCGGUGUUGGUGCACAGGUUAUUGGUGCUUUAUAG
This is a messenger RNA of Neopelma chrysocephalum (saffron-crested tyrant-manakin), 1396 nucleotides long. Its product is annotated as extensin-like. The record is from RefSeq and is a predicted model, not a curated record. NCBI's taxonomy places the organism in Eukaryota, Metazoa, Chordata, Aves, Passeriformes, Pipridae. The coding region runs from base 194 to 1396 and encodes 400 amino acids. The transcript has 3 exons.